Helicoverpa zea (corn earworm) is the source of this 2186-nucleotide messenger RNA. Its product is annotated as juvenile hormone esterase-like. NCBI's taxonomy places the organism in Eukaryota, Metazoa, Arthropoda, Insecta, Lepidoptera, Noctuidae. Bases 107 to 1786 code for a protein of 559 amino acids. The record is from RefSeq and is a predicted model, not a curated record. The transcript is spliced from 4 exons.
AGUAGACCACAGAGGUGCGCGCGCGCAAGUUACGCGACUGUUAUCUAGUGCUAAAGAGGAUUAUUUCGUACUUUUAUAUAUUUAUGUGUGACAAAAAUUUAGCGUGAUGAAGUGGCUGGUGCUGUGGUCGCUGCUGGCGGCGCGCGUGCUGCAUCAGCCGACGCAGCCGGUGCGCACGCGCAGCGGCCUCGUGCGCGGCGCCGUCUCCCGCGACGGCAAGCUCUUCCAGUACUUCGGCAUUCCUUACGCCACGGUUGAUGAGAGUAACCGCUUCCAGGCGCCGCUGCCACCUCCGACAUGGACGGGAAUCUUCGAGGCCGUCGACGAAAACACGUGGUGUCCUCAGAACUCCGGCGGCAUCCCCAUCGGAGAGCCGAACUGCUUGAAACUGAACGUGUACACGCCGGUGCACAUCACCAAACCUCUCCCCGUCAUGGUGUUCAUCCAUGGAGGAUGCUUCUUCAGCGGCACCGGAUCACCUUUCCUCUACGGCGGCGACUUCCUGGCAGAAAAUGACGUCGUAUUCGUGGGCAUUAAUUAUAGACUCAGCGUGGAAGGGUUCCUAUGCCUAGGUAUUAAAGAAGCUCCAGGUAAUGCUGGAUUGAAGGACCAAAUAGCUGCGUUGAAGUGGAUACAGGAGAAUAUCGAAGCUUUCGGUGGAAAUCCCAACGACGUGACGCUAUUUGGUGAAAGUGCUGGUGCAGUGUCCACUUCCCUCAUGAUCCUGUCAUCUGCUGCUACGGGAUUAUUCCACAAAGCUAUCCUUCAGAGUGGAUCUUCAUUGGCGCCGUGGGCACUUCAGCAUGACCCUAUCGGAGCAGCUAGCGCUCUAGUCAGAAAAUUCGGAUACAAUACCAAAGACCCCAAAGAAAUUCACAGUAUUCUAGCUAGUAAAACACCCAAAGAAAUUCUUAAUGUUAUUAGAAAAUAUGAAGACAAAUUCUGUCUUGCUGAAAAAGAUCUGUUUGUUCCAUGUGUGGAAAAACCAUUAGAGGGAGUGGAGCCAGUCGUGACAGAGUACCCCGCAGAUAUCAUCAGAUCUGGGAACUACACGAAAGUGCCUAUGAUCAUUGGCUACACAGACAAAGAAGGCAUUUACUUUGUAGGAGCAGACUAUGGCACCAGUAUUAAAAAUAAUUCUGAUGAAAUAAAUCCUUUGAACACGUUGCAAUCUGAUUUAGAUUUUCCGAGCGAGUUGGACAAGAACUGCACAGCUGAGGUGAUAAAGCGUCAUUACUUCUCGACUUAUGAGGAAAACUUGAUAUUGAACAUGGUGGAUCUAUACUCUGAUGUUCACAUAAAGUUCCCGCUGGUGUUGGAGUCGGAACUGUAUGCCAUGACGACAGACCAGCCCAUAUAUUACUAUCUGUUCCGAUACGAUGGGCUCAGAAACAUGCCGAAGAUAAUCUCAGGGUUCUGGAACGUGGUGCAGGGCGCGUCGCACGCAGACGAGCUGUUCUAUCUGUUCAAGCCUCACGGGUUCCCGCUGCUGCACGCCGCGGAGAAGCACAUGAUCAGCCGGAUGGUCACCAUGUGGACUAACUUCGCUAAAUACACAGACCCAACUCCUCACUCAUCUCGUCUGACUCCGUUCCGCUGGCGUCCGUCGCGGCAGGCGAACCCUCGCGCGCUCAUCAUCGACUCGCGCGUGUCGGUCGCGCCGCUCUGGGAGGAGGCGUCCGUCAAGCUGUGGAACGACACCUACAACAAGUACAGGAGGAAACAUUACGGGGCCCAGCAGUUCCAGUACUAUGACGAUCUAGUUUCUUUUAAUAGUUUCCAUUAGAUUUUGAAAAUACUUUUUCAGUCAGCCCAUCUACUUUCCUAGCUCAAAAUGAUGGAUUUAUAUACUGAUUUGCAACUAAUCCUUUCUCUUAAAUUAAUUUCAAUGAGCAGAGAGAUUUCAUUUUUCAAGUAGGUAGACUGUGAAUGUAACACAAUCUCGUCUCGUCAAUGUUGGUUCUUAGAAUAUCAUCAAAAAGGUUUUCUUACAGUUUUCCUCGACUUACAAUCUCAUAUUCUAUCUUUACAUUGAUCAAAUGCACGAACUUAUUAUUAAAUAAUGUAAAUAUUGUAAAUAAUAUUUAAGUAAGUUGUAAGUUUAAUUUAAGAUACUUUUAGUUUUGGGGAGGUAAAGGAGGUGACAGGAAAGGGAAUGGCGUGGGAACAUCUCGAUCUCUAGUUUA